AACGAGAUGUUGCUUCCCGUCUCCUUCUUCCGCAGUAUAUGAUAGACCAGAAGACGAAGAAGAGUCCAAGAACCGAAGGAAGGCAUGGACGACUGCAGGCCUCUGGGGUUCUUGAUAGGAUUGCCCUUCGCCGUCCUCGCGUUGGCGCUGUCGCUCGUCGGAGCUGUGGUGUGGAUACUUGGGACCAUUCUCAGUUGCCUGUGCCCUUGCUGCAUCUGCUUCUCCGGCCUGGCCAACCUGGCGGUGGCUCUCAUCAAGGCGCCGGUCAACGUCAUCCGAUGGUUCGUCCGUCAGAUUCCCUGCUGACCGUCUACCCAGCUUUCAUCUCUUUCUUUCUUUCUUUCUUGAUGAUUGUUUCUUUUAGCAAAGAUGAUCGAUGGAUUUGGUGACUGUGAACUGCUCUCAUUCUUGCAAUAGAUUGCGUUUGUGUUUGAUGGA
Molecule: messenger RNA, 438 nt
Organism: Musa acuminata AAA Group (dessert banana)
Lineage: Eukaryota; Viridiplantae; Streptophyta; Magnoliopsida; Zingiberales; Musaceae
Product: signaling peptide TAXIMIN 2
Exons: 2
Coding region: 85-306 (73 amino acids)
Source: RefSeq, a predicted model, not a curated record